CUCCACUCAUUUCCCUCCUUCGUCCCUCAGAACAAAAGGCUCCAAAAUGAAGAUAAUACCACUGAGAAACGCAUCUGAAAGAACACUUGAUCACCCACCAGACCCUUUUCUCUGAAUCAAAGCCGAGAAGGUCGUCCAUUAAAGAUCAUGGCUUGCUCAAACUUGACAAUGUGGGUAUCCUCAAAACCGUCUUCAUCCGAUGCCUCUGUUCUUUCUUUUCGGCCAUUUAAUCCUCUUCAAGUUCCUUCGCAAGGCUCUGCCUCGCGAUCCUUGUCUGUCACUCCGAUUCAGUGCGGCCUCCGUGAGCUUCGAGAACGGAUUGAUUCAGUGAAGAACACCCAGAAAAUUACCGAGGCUAUGAAGCUUGUUGCUGCUGCCAAAGUGCGUAGAGCUCAAGAAGCUGUUGUUAAUGGAAGACCAUUCUCGGAGUCUCUAGUUGAAGUUCUUUACAACAUCAACGAGCAGCUCCAAACCGAAGAUAUAGAUGUUCCUCUGACAAAAGUCCGACCAGUCAAGAAAGUUGCUUUGAUUGUUGUAACAGGGGAUCGAGGCCUCUGCGGCAGUUUCAAUAACAUGAUCAUCAAAAAGGCAGAAUCCAGAAUCGCAGAAUUGAAGACCCUUGGUCUUGAUUAUACAGUCAUUAGCGUGGGCAAGAAGGGGAAUUCGUAUUUCCUUCGCCGGCCUUACAUCCCAGUAGAUAGAUUUCUUGAGGGUGGUUCACUGCCGACGGCUAAAGAAGCUCAAGCCAUUGCAGACGAUGUUUUUUCCCUCUUUAUCAGCGAAGAGGUCGACAAAGUCGAGCUUCUGUACACCAAAUUCGUGUCAUUAGUUAAAUCAGACCCUGUGAUCCACACUCUGCUUCCAUUGUCACCUAAAGGAGAGAUUUGUGAUAUUAAUGGUGUUUGUGUUGAUGCCGCAGAGGAUGAGUUCUUCAGAUUGACGACAAAAGAAGGAAAAUUGACCGUAGAGAGAGAUGCCGUGAGGACAAAAACCUCAGAUUUCUCCCCAAUUUUACAGUUUGAGCAGGACCCAGUUCAGAUUCUUGAUGCUUUAUUACCUCUCUAUUUGAACAGUCAAAUUUUGAGGUCAUUGCAGGAAUCAUUAGCUAGUGAACUUGCAGCCAGAAUGAGUGCCAUGAGCAAUGCAACUGACAAUGCAAGCGAGUUGAAGAAGACACUUUCUAUUGUUUACAACAGACAGCGGCAAGCCAAAAUCACUGGCGAGAUUUUGGAGAUUGUUGCCGGUGCCAACGCUUUGACUUGAGUCAGUUUUAUGCUACUUUUAGGUACUUUCCACUGAGAAUUCAUUAAAAAUAAACUAUGCCCAUUUAAGAACUAUGACAUAUUUAACAAAUUCCUUAGAAGUCUCAUCCCAUCACAAACCAGUGCAAUGAGACAAUGGGGCAAUGUGUCUUGGAAAAUAAGACAAUUCUCUACUCGGUGUUUUUGACGCUAGGAUUGUUAAUAAUUCUUGUAAUAUUUGCACUUUCUGGUGUAGCUCUGCUUUCUUAAGCAUUGUUCGAGUAUACAUAAUUAUAAUAAACGUAUCAAUUGGGCCUUUUGGCCUUAUGGAGUA
Molecule: messenger RNA, 1575 nt
Organism: Benincasa hispida (wax gourd)
Lineage: Eukaryota; Viridiplantae; Streptophyta; Magnoliopsida; Cucurbitales; Cucurbitaceae
Product: ATP synthase gamma chain, chloroplastic-like
Biological process (GO): proton motive force-driven ATP synthesis
Cellular component (GO): chloroplast thylakoid membrane
Molecular function (GO): proton-transporting ATP synthase activity, rotational mechanism
Source: RefSeq, a predicted model, not a curated record